Messenger RNA from Coniosporium apollinis CBS 100218, 771 nucleotides. RefSeq lists its product as uncharacterized. Bases 1 to 771 code for a protein of 256 amino acids. NCBI's taxonomy places the organism in Eukaryota, Fungi, Ascomycota, Dothideomycetes. Gene Ontology annotation, biological process: carbohydrate metabolic process. Gene Ontology annotation, molecular function: isomerase activity. Gene Ontology annotation, cellular component: intracellular anatomical structure. The transcript is spliced from 2 exons. The record is from RefSeq and is a predicted model, not a curated record.
AUGGUCAAGAAAGACCCCAAGCUCCUCGUCACCUCGACAGUCGACAUCAGCAACGGCGGACACUACUACCGCCGCAUUGUGAACAACACAACUGGAAAUAUCAAAGUAAAAGAGGUCAUCGAGCCCGCCAUUGGUGUUCGCACAAUCAGCCUCACGCCCACCAAACUCGAGUACUCAGACGGACACACCAAAUUCACGACGACGGCUGGGCCUUCAGGAAACGUCACCAUCAAGGCUCCUGUUGGAAACACCACCACCAAAGCUCCCGUUGGAUACGACACCACAAUGGCCGAAGAGAAGCCCCUCCGCAUCGCCAUCGGCUGCGACGACGCCGGCAUAUCCUACAAGAAGGCCAUUCGCGCCGACCUAGAAAAGGACCCGCGCGUGGCCUCCGUAACCGACGUCGGCGUCGCCGAGAACUCGGACAAAACCGCAUACCCGCACAUCGCCGUCGAUGCCGCGCAGCUAGUCGCCUCGGGCGAUGCCGAUCGGGCUAUCCUCAUCUGCGGGACAGGUUUGGGGGUCGCCAUUAGCGCGAACAAGGUGCCGGGCAUUCGGGCCGUGACGGCGCAUGAUAGUUUCAGUGUCGAGAGGGCGGUGCUGAGUAAUGAUGCGCAGGUACUAUGUAUGGGCGAGAGAGUGAUUGGGGUGGAACUGGCACGAAGGCUGGCGAAGGAAUAUGUCGGAUAUCGGUUUGAUCCGAACAGUGCAAGCGCGAAGAAAGUGCAGGCGAUUAUGGAUCAUGAGACGAAGAACUUUGACAGGAAGUAA